This is a messenger RNA of Entelurus aequoreus (snake pipefish), 1380 nucleotides long. Its product is annotated as ETS homologous factor-like. The coding region runs from base 178 to 1005 and encodes 275 amino acids. Gene Ontology annotation, cellular component: nucleus. Gene Ontology annotation, biological process: regulation of transcription by RNA polymerase II; cell differentiation. NCBI's taxonomy places the organism in Eukaryota, Metazoa, Chordata, Actinopteri, Syngnathiformes, Syngnathidae. Gene Ontology annotation, molecular function: sequence-specific DNA binding; DNA-binding transcription factor activity, RNA polymerase II-specific. The transcript is spliced from 9 exons. The record is from RefSeq and is a predicted model, not a curated record.
CCUGUCGUGUAUCAGCAAUUUACACAUUUGGGAGGCACAUCUCAGUGUAAAUACACUGGGAGAAGUGUGAUAGCACUUGUGAGUAUAGCUACAGACCUCACCAGGCCUGGGUCUACCUGCUCUGUCCUCUUUUCCAGCUGCACCCAUGCCAGGGUAAACCAGUGUUGCAGCAACAAUAUGAGCGUUACUCCACUAAACAUCUCUCUGGACACUCAGAUUACCACCUCUAACCAGUGGGCUUUGACCAGCUGUCAUCCAAAUGUUCCAAUUAUGAUGUCUGGAUACAGAAGUGGUCGCCUCUGGACUCAUGAUUACCAGCCUCAGUUCUGGAGUAAAUACCAAGUGUGGGAGUGGCUGCAGCAGGUCAUGGACAUAAACCAGAUUGAUGCCCCCAAUAUCCCGUUCCAAAAUUUUGAUAUGGAUGGCCACCAGCUCUGCAAAAUGACCUACCAGGACUUUGUUCGUGCAGCAGGAAGUCUGGGACCCAUUCUUUUCCACGGCCUAACACAGCUCAAGUGGAACGGGGACCAUGCAGAAAUAAAUCAACCAGAACUAAAACCAGAGUUAGACAUUCCCUAUGCAUUUUCAGAUGUCAGCUCUCCGCAAAUAGAAGUCUUUGACUCCUUGAUACCCCCUCAUGUCUCACCCUCGCUUUCCAGCCCUGAAAUCCAAGUGUCUUACAAUCGUCCACAGCAAGUCAAAAAACACAAUCCAAGGGGGACCCACUUAUGGGAAUUUAUCAGAGACAUUCUACUGUACCCUGAACGCAACCCAGGCCUGAUCAAGUGGGAGGAAAGGAAGGAAGGGGUGUUUCGCUUCCUAAAAUCCGAGGAAGUGGCACAGUUGUGGGGCAAGAAGAAAAACAACAGUAGCAUGACGUACGAGAAGCUGAGCAGAGCAAUGAGAUAUUAUUACAAGAGGGAAAUCCUAGAACGAGUAGACGGACGCAGAUUGGUCUACAAAUUUGGUAGGAAUGCCAGAGGCUGGAGAGAGUCAGAGAAAUAACACUGUCCUUGUAUCAUUUGUCGUCUUUCUUCUGUAUAGUAAUGAAUACUGUUAUUACAAUGUAAUGUAGCAUUAGCUUGACAGAUGAGAGCUAUUUGAAACCUUUGACUUUAACUUGACACUUCAGUGAAAGCUAUGUUUACACAAAGUAACCUAACAAUAAAACACCAGUAGCAUGACUGCAGAUCAGAUAAUCCCGAAUAAAGGUUGGAUGCCAAAUAUGGGAAGGAUGACGAUCACAGUAUCAAAGUGAAACACGAAUAACAUCAAACAAGCACUAUGCAGCUAUGAAAUACAAGCAACUUGCGAUUAACUUGUAAUAUGUAUCUCUGUAUUGUCAUACUUUGUUCCUCGUAUGUGAAUGUGUUUUUUAAA